Messenger RNA from Populus euphratica (Euphrates poplar), 2849 nucleotides. Its product is annotated as FtsJ-like methyltransferase family protein. Gene Ontology annotation, biological process: maturation of LSU-rRNA from tricistronic rRNA transcript (SSU-rRNA, 5.8S rRNA, LSU-rRNA); maturation of 5.8S rRNA from tricistronic rRNA transcript (SSU-rRNA, 5.8S rRNA, LSU-rRNA); rRNA methylation. Gene Ontology annotation, molecular function: rRNA (uridine-2'-O-ribose)-methyltransferase activity; rRNA (guanine) methyltransferase activity. The coding region runs from base 131 to 2653 and encodes 840 amino acids. Gene Ontology annotation, cellular component: nucleus; preribosome, large subunit precursor; nucleolus. The transcript is spliced from 11 exons. The record is from RefSeq and is a predicted model, not a curated record. NCBI's taxonomy places the organism in Eukaryota, Viridiplantae, Streptophyta, Magnoliopsida, Malpighiales, Salicaceae.
UCUUAAAAUUUUGAAACCCUAGCUAAACCCCUCCUCCUGUAACACUGAACCCUACCAGCAACCAUCAGAAGAAAAAGAAAAAAUUCUCCCUCUGUUUUUUUAUCAAAAUCUCCAAGACCCGUAAAUCACAAUGGGAAAAGUAAAGGGAAAGCAUCGUUUGGAUAAAUUUUACAAACUAGCCAAAGAACAUGGCUAUCGAUCGCGUGCGUCAUGGAAACUAAUUCAACUAGACACCAAGUUCAAGUUCCUCCAAUCCUCACGCGCCGUGCUUGACCUUUGUGCCGCACCUGGUGGGUGGAUGCAGGUGGCAGUGCAGCGCGUGCCUGUAGGAAGUCUUGUUCUGGGCAUUGAUUUAGUUAAAAUCGCGCCUUUACGAGGGGCUGUCUCGAUAGAGCAGGAUAUAACCAAGCCUGAGUGUAGGGCUAAGAUUAAGAAAAUUAUGGGAGAACAUGGAGUUAGAGCUUUUGAUUUGGUUUUACAUGAUGGGUCACCAAAUAUUGGUGGUGCUUGGUCUCAAGAGGCUAUGGCUCAAAAUUCUCUGGUUAUCGAUUCUGUUAGAUUGGCUACUCAGUUCUUGGCUCCUAAAGGAACUUUUGUUACUAAAGUUUUCAGGUCCCAAGAUUAUAGUUCUGUCAUCUAUUGUCUUAAUCAGUUAUUUGAGAAGGUCGAGGUAGAUAAACCAGCAGCAAGUCGUUCAGCUUCUGCUGAAAUAUUCGUUUUGGGUUUAAGGUACAAGGCCCCUGCUAAGAUUGAUCCUCGUCUUCUAGAUGUAAAGCAUUUAUUUCAGGGAUCUGAUGAACCCCAACGGAAGGUGGUGGAUGUCCUUCGAGGAACAAAGCAGAAGCGGCAUCGUGAUGGGUAUGAAGAUGGAGAGUCCAUUGUCAGAAAAGUUUACUCAGCAGCUGAUUUCAUUUGGUCUGACAGCCCUCUUGAGAUCCUUGGUUCUGUUACUUCAAUAGCCUUUGAUGAUGAGGUUUCUUUACCCUUGCGUGAUCAUGAUUUAACCACAGAAGAGGUUAAAGAUCUUUGUGAUGAUCUGCGUGUUUUGGGAAAACAAGACUUCAAGCAUCUAUUGAAGUGGCGGAUGCAAAUAAGAAAGGCCAUGUCUUCGUCUCAGAAAGCUAGUCCUUCUAUUGGAAAAGGUGAUGAAGAUGAAAAAGAGGAGGAUGAAGAUGAUAGGUUGCUCAAUGAAAUGGAGGACCUGACAAAUGCUAUGGAGAGGAAGAAGAAACGAGAAAAGAAACUUCUUGCAAAAAGACGAGCCAAGGAUAAAGUACGGAAGGCAACUGGUGGUAUGCAAAUCGAUGCAACAGCAGAUGGUUACACUGAUCUUGAAUUGUUCUCUCUUUCUUCCAUCAAGGGAAAGAAAGAUUUAGUAGCUGUUGAUGCUGCUGACUAUGAUCAUGAGAAUGAUGGCUUAAGGGAUGGUGAAAAUGAAGAAACUGAUGAGGAAACCCAGGAGCAUUCACCCAGUGAUGUAGAUUCUGAUGAGGAACGCAGACGAUUUGAUGAACAAAUGGAAGAGAUCCUUGAUCAGGCUUAUGAAAGGUUUGUGACCAAAAGGGAUGGAAGUACAAAACAGCGAAAACGUGCAAAGCAAGCCUAUGCUGAACAACUUUUGGAGGGUGAUGGCGAUAAUGAUAUUGUUCAUUCGGAUUAUGAUUCAGAUAAAGAAAUUGGUGAUCAUGAAGCAAAUCCUCUGAUGGUACCAUUCAAUGAUGGGGAAGUACCAACUGAAGAAGAGAUUACAAGGAAGUGGUUUGAUCAGGAUAUCUUUGUCAAAGCUGCAGAGGAUGGAGACUUGGAAACUGCCGAGGCUAGAAAAUUGGAGAAGUAUGAAAGUGAAGAUGAAAUGCUGGUAGAUGGACAGGAGAAAGAAAUUGCGACUCCAAAAAAGCCUGCAAAGAAUGCUGCAGGGUCUGAUUGUACUCAACCCCCAUCUUCAUUGGCGGAAAAUGAUUUUGAGAUAGUCCCUGCUCCAGCUACAGAUUCUAGUGAUGAUUCAUCAUCAGAUGACUCUGAGGAUGAUGAUGUUGACUCAAAGGCUGAAAUAUUGGCUUGUGCUAAGAAGAUGCUUAGAAAAAAACGAAGGGAGCAGAUGCUUGAUGAUGCGUACAACAAGUAUAUGUUUGAUGAUGAGGGCCUGCCUGGCUGGUUUGUGGAGGAAGAGAAGAGACACCGCCAGCCAAUUAAGCCGGUUACCAAAGAGGAGAUUGCUGCUAUGCGAGCACAAUUCAAAGAAAUAAAUGCUCGGCCUGCUAAGAAAGUGGCCGAAGCCAAGGCUCGAAAGAAGAGGGUAGCUGCAAGGAAGCUUGAGAAGGUGCGCAAGAAGGCAAAUGAUAUAUCAAAGCAGACGGAGAUCUCUGAUCACUCAAAGGGCAGGUUAAUUGAGCAGCUAUACAAAAAGGCUGCACCAAAAAGGCCUAAGAAGGAAUAUGUGGUUGCAAAGAAAGGAGUUACAGUCAAGGUUGGCAAGGGGAAAGUUCUCGUUGAUCGGCGGAUGAAAAAGGAUGCGCGUGGUAUGGGAAAGCCAGGAAAAGGCGGUUUGAAGAAGGGUAAGAAUGCAAAGGGCCAGAGAGGUAAAGGGCCUGCAAAGACUUCAGUCAAGGGAAAUAAGGGAAAGAAAGGAAAAAAGAUGGGCAUGCAUGAAUAAAGGUUUGCAUCUGAAAAGAUGAAGUUGUUGCUUCGAAUUCCAGCUUUCUUGCACAAUUAUUCUUUGAGCUUUGUUUUUUCCUGGUGGUUUCUCAUGAUAUUUAAACAAUGGAACAGUAAGACUUGAAGCCUGUCGAGGCGUAUAAAUUUUGCUGUAAUGUUUAUGAGAGUUACCAGAAUCUUUUGUCUGCGCAGAA